GAUGUCGGCAGACAGUUCGACGUGCACGUGGCUGGAGUGGAGCCUUGUUGCUCUAGGAGCUAUUACUGCAUUGAAGAUUGGCUUGUCCGGUUUAUUGUACGGAUGGGCAUUUCUUCGCAGUUUUGUGUUUCCAUCGCUUGGACUGAGCAGACGUCUCAAACGUCUAGGACAAUGGGCAGUUGUGACAGGAUCUACGGAUGGAAUCGGUAAAGCUUAUGCAGAAGAGCUAGCCAGACAAGGUUUAGAUAUUGUGCUUAUAAGUCGUUCAGAAGAGAAGCUAAAGACUGUUUCAGAGUCAAUAGAAUCUUCAUACAGUGUUAAAACGAAGGUGGUAGUGGCCGACUUCAGUGAAAGCAGUCAGCAACUUUACGACCGCAUAUUUGAACAAGUGAAAGACCUAGAUAUUGGAGUUCUGAUCAACAACGUUGGUGUUAGCUACGAACAUCCAGAAUAUUUUAGUGAAGUUUCUACGGAUGAUUUGUGGCGGCUAAUAAAUGUGAAUGUAGCAGCUGUGACUUUUCUCACUCGUUCUCUAUUGCCUUCCAUGUUGGGCCGAAAACGUGGUGCUGUAGUGAACGUUGCAUCUUUUGCUGCCUGCUAUCCGAUGGGUCUCAUUUCUGUGUACUCUGCAACAAAGGCAUAUAUGCAUACUUUCACUCAAGCUCUACAGCAAGAAUAUAGUGGCUCAGGUGUUACAAUUCAAUCAGUUACUCCUCUGCUUGUUGUCAGUAAAAUGAGCAAAGUGAAACGACCAACGUUCUUGGCUCCAUCACCGACUACGUUUGUUCGUCAAGCUGUUGGAACAAUUGGUUGUUUGCCUGUCUCGCUUGGGUGUAUAUCUCAUGAGAUACAAGGUCUUGCUCUUUCAUGUCUCCCUUCUUCUUUUCGCAGUCACUACAUUUUGAAUGUACACAAAAAAUUAAUGAAAGCAGCCAAAGCCAAGAAGAACAAAUCUCAGUGACAGUGUGCAAACGAAUCGUGUGGACUAAAUGGCUUGGCAUUGUGAUGUUCUGACAGUUUGUGACUGACGUUAUUGGUUUUGCUAUUCACAUUGCAUACGUCUUCAUAUUUGUUGUUUAGUAUUGCGUCCAAUGACCAUAUGAUGCCAGACAAAAAUUAAGCAACAUAUGUCAUAUCA
Corticium candelabrum is the source of this 1138-nucleotide messenger RNA. RefSeq names its product very-long-chain 3-oxoacyl-CoA reductase-like. The transcript is spliced from 3 exons. Gene Ontology annotation, molecular function: oxidoreductase activity. The coding region runs from base 2 to 961 and encodes 319 amino acids. The record is from RefSeq and is a predicted model, not a curated record. Gene Ontology annotation, cellular component: endoplasmic reticulum. NCBI's taxonomy places the organism in Eukaryota, Metazoa, Porifera, Homoscleromorpha, Homosclerophorida, Plakinidae.